AUGGUCUGCUCUGCCAUGGCGCAGGUGCAUCUCCUAGGUAAAGGAGCUGGAACUUUCGGCGUUGGCUUCAACAAUGGACGUUUUGCUGGAAAAGGCUAUGGCUACAACCCAUACAAUAACUAUGGCUACAGUGGAUACGGUAAAGGUGUUGGCAACGUUGGCGUUGCUGGUACAGGCUAUGGCUACAACCCCUACAACAACAACUAUGGGUACAACGGCUAUGGCUAUGGUAAAGGCGUUGGCAACGUUGGUGCCGGAAAAGCUUACGGUAACGUCUAUAACCCCUACAACUACAACAACAAUGGCUACGGUAAAGGUCUUGCUGGUCACGGAGCUGGUCUUGUAGGACACGGACCAUUUGUUGGACACGGUCCCUUCAUUGCUGGACACGGCCUUUACGGACAUGAUGGCAGCUUUGCUGGACAUGGACCUUUCGUCGGAAACGGUGUUUAUGGACAUGGUUGA
Molecule: messenger RNA, 465 nt
Organism: Haliotis rubra (blacklip abalone)
Lineage: Eukaryota; Metazoa; Mollusca; Gastropoda; Lepetellida; Haliotidae
Product: keratin-associated protein 19-2-like
Exons: 1
Coding region: 1-465 (154 amino acids)
Source: RefSeq, a predicted model, not a curated record